AUGCGGGCACCUAGCGGACACACGCGCGCGGGCCUCAUGGGCACCGUGCUGAGCUUCAGCCCGCGCGAGCGGAGACCGCCCGCCGCCGCCCCGCCGCCCGACCGCGCCGCGCUCGCCUACUCCUACGAGCGCCUCAACAACGCCAAGAACAGGGAGAACAGAGACGCGCCCCGGGACGAGAGACGCGCGACCCUCGACGAUGCCGCCAAGAUUAUAUCCGAAAAGACCGCCCUCGAGAAGAACCUCAAGAAACACUCGCUGUUCAUUAACGCGCUAUCGUGGAAGAGGUUUUCGACCGCGAAUAAUAACAAAAAAAAGUUAGAAUGUAAGAGCAAAAGCGUCUCGACGUUUCGGGCGCCCCUCGCGGACAAUGCGCCGCUCGAUAGGAAUAAGAAUGUCAGCGUCGGGGGCGCGAUAUACGCGCGGCCCCCGGUGGCGUUGCCGCCGCCGGCGGAGGUGGUUCGGACCAAUGCACUAAACAAUAACGUGUGCUAUGCGGAGAAACUGCCCACGACGGCGGUGGGGCCUGCCCCGGUGCCGGUGCCGAGGAAGACGGUGAUCCAGGCGUCGACGUCGGAGCUUCUUAAGUGCUUGGGCAUGUUCCUACAUACACGCUGUCACCGCCUACGCGAUUUCCAGGCCGGCGACGCCGUCAUGUGGCUACGAACUGUCGACCGAUCGCUGCUCCUGCAAGGUUGGCAGGACGUGGCGUUCAUCAACCCAGCGAACGUUGUCUUCGUGUACAUGCUGGUCCGCGAGUUAGUCGACGGGGAGCGGAUAGCCCGUCCACAGGAGUUACAGGCGGUGGUCCUCACCUGCCUCUACCUCUCCUACUCAUACAUGGGCAACGAGAUCUCCUACCCCCUCAAGCCUUUCCUAGUCGAGGACUCGAAAGACAAAUUCUGGGAUCGUUGCCUUCUCAUCGUCGACAGACUGUCCUUUAACAUGUUAAGAAUCAACUCCGAGCCUGGUUUCUUCACUGAGGUGUUCACAGAGCUGAAGGCGUGUGGUGCGGUGGACAGUCCACCACCCGCGCCUCCGCACCCCGCCCCGGCGCCCCCGCACGCCAUGACGGCUGCCUGACAUACAGAGGUCGCUGUGCUCAGGCUAGCACUGACUGACCGCCCGAGUCGUGUUUGAUGCCGGCUUUUAACUACUGAAGCUCUUGGUCAAUCGUCGAUCGUAAAGUGGACGACUAAUCAGACGUAUAGAUAAUUUAGAAAAGAAUUAAAAUAAAGGUAUAAUCUUGUGUGAUCGAUGUAUGCAAGAACGUUUGUAGGAGAACAUGAAAUUUCUAUACAUUCCUUUUCAAACAAUUCUCACUUCGGUUUCUGCGAAAUUAGGACACUUUGUUCUGAUAAAAUUGAUUAGUCAAAAAAAUUUACACUCAAAUAUAAUAAACAUUCCAAAAAUAUUCUAA
Molecule: messenger RNA, 1420 nt
Organism: Melitaea cinxia (Glanville fritillary)
Lineage: Eukaryota; Metazoa; Arthropoda; Insecta; Lepidoptera; Nymphalidae
Gene: Cdk5alpha
Product: cyclin-dependent kinase 5 activator 1
Exons: 2
Coding region: 1-1083 (360 amino acids)
Biological process (GO): activation of protein kinase activity; positive regulation of cyclin-dependent protein serine/threonine kinase activity
Cellular component (GO): protein kinase 5 complex; cytoplasm
Molecular function (GO): cyclin-dependent protein serine/threonine kinase activator activity; protein kinase binding
Source: RefSeq, a predicted model, not a curated record